This is a messenger RNA of Aspergillus caelatus, 1887 nucleotides long. RefSeq lists its product as uncharacterized. Lineage: Eukaryota; Fungi; Ascomycota; Eurotiomycetes; Eurotiales; Aspergillaceae. The record is from RefSeq and is a predicted model, not a curated record. The coding region runs from base 1 to 1887 and encodes 628 amino acids. The transcript is spliced from 3 exons.
AUGACGAACAAGAACCUACGACUUGGGGUUGCCGUUGGUCAUGGGACUGGCCGGGAGCUUACUGUAGUGUUUAAGAAAGUGAUUCAAGAGUUGGCACGCCAGCAUUCUCUACAGGUUGACUUUAUUGAAUCAUCCCGGAUCUACCAUUCUUAUCAUAGCCUCACGACGUCUAGAGGAGAUAAAGAUCUGAUCCAGCACAUCGCCGAUGAAACCAUCCAGGAUGCAGAAGAGUAUCGCAAGUUCUGCGAGACAGCGACGGCCAACGGGAUCGCUGCAAUCUUCCGAACAGCGAUCCACGCGCAGUCUCUCUAUCUGGUUAGGGAUCAGCUAAAAGCCGUGAAGAUUGAACAUUUUAACCUGGGCAACUCGAAUGCGUUGCUCCUCAUUCGAGAUGAAGCACAGGGCUUCUACGCCGGUGAGAACGAAUAUCAUAGCAGUAAGCACAGCAUCACACGAACUAGCCCCCUCUCCCGCUCCACCUUUGAUCAGAUUCUUGAAUAUGCUCUGGAACGAGCCAAGGAGGAGUGGGGCGUGGAAAAUGUCCCCAAGGCAGUCACACUGGUUUACAAGUUCCAUCUGUUCGAUGGUGUCUUUCAGGCCUGGGCACCUCACUGGCAGCGUCGUUUCGGGAUAGAACUUGACUUCAUCCAGCCCGACACAAUGAAUCGCAACCUGAUGGCUUCGAGCAUCCAAGGCCGCCGCAUUAUCAUUGCGGGCAACGAAUACGCGGACAUUAUCCAGCCGGUUUUCUUGAGAUGGUUCAGUAACGCCACCAUCGAAACUAUGUGCGCGGAGAAUGUGUACUUGUGUCCUCGUCUGUAUCGUCUCACAGAGUACCAGACGGUGCAUGGAUCUGCCGAUGCUAUCGCCGGGCAGGGUCUAGUCAAUCCGUUUGCCACCAUUCGCGCUGCGGCUGCCAUUUUAGAGCGACACGGAGGAUGCCCUGGUGUGGGCUUUCAAAAACAGACGGAGAGAGCCAUACAAACCCUGUUAAUGAAGAAGCUUACAACACCGGAUCAAGGUGGCUCUUGCAGCACGGAUGUGGUUGUUGGGCACUUCCUGCGCGCGAUUGCUGACCCUAUCACUCUUGACAAACCGUCUAUUGGGGGUGAUAUAACCACAGGGCCGGUCGAUCCCAUGGUGGGCAAGAAGACCGCUGUGGUAGUAGUGGACUACCAGAAUGACUUUAUCUCAAGCACGCCUAGCCACGUGGUUUCCGAACUAUCCAACACAAUGCCGCCGAAGUCAUCUUCGUGCGCUUCCUGGGCAACUCCAGUUAUCAAGGGCCUAGCUGGCAAAGAAUCAACCGUCCGGGCCCUAGCAAAUCAUAUCCAACAAACGCACCCUAAAGCAUCUCUCCGCCUAGCCCUGACAGUGCCCGGUAUCCUUCAUGUUGAGAAGUCUCCUUCCCAGAUCGACGCACAUGCGGCCCUCGAAUCUCUCAAAGUAAAUACUCUUGGCCCAAUGCUCCUUAUGAAAUAUUUGACUCCCUUCCUACCCACGCGCUCGUCGCCUGUCUUUGAACCGUGUGACGGCGAGCUGAGUCUGCCCACGCAUGGAAUCUACGCUAUGAUGGCCGCACGUGUGGGCUCAGUGUCCGAUAACAGACUGGGAGGCUGGUAUAGUUACCGAGCGAGUAAAGCGGCUGUUUUCCAAUUGGCGAAGACGUUGGACUUAUACUUGGGUGGGAAGUGUGGGGAUCGCGCGAUCAGUUUGGCUCUGCAUCCGGGGACAGUGAAGACGGAUUUCACCAAGAGCUAUCAAGACGGAAGGGAAAUGCUGAGCGCAGAAGAGUCGGUGGAGAGGUUGUUGGGUGUGCUUUGUAGCCUGGGGGUAGAGGGAAGAGGCAGAUGUUGGGAUUGGAAGGGGGGUGAGGUUCGUCCGUAA